AUGGCCCGCAAAGACUUCAAUGCCGUGCCAACGAGGGAGGCAGGGGAUAUCGGAAGGCACCUAAACGAAAGCCUUGUAAAUUUCAGCCUGCCGGCUGAGGCUAUGGCACACGGUAGCCUGAAGCUCGAUCUGGUGGCGGCACAAUCAGACAACAUCGAGCAUAUCGAGCAGCUUGCCUCCCAAGCGUACCAACAAUUGCGCGGUGUGGCAUCGCCCGGAGCAACAGCUUUCCUGCUCCUCCGCAAUCAACGGCACAAGGACAGCCACGAACGGCCAAGGCUUGCAGCUGACCCUUACAAGACAGAUGAAGCAACGUCUCCAUGGAGCUCGACUGCUGGGUACUCUACACUGGCCGAGGUGUUCUCGCCUCCACGGGAGCUGGCGACACUCAACGGAUAG
Messenger RNA from Clonostachys solani, 399 nucleotides. Lineage: Eukaryota; Fungi; Ascomycota; Sordariomycetes; Hypocreales; Bionectriaceae. The record is from the annotation of a GenBank genome assembly.